AUAUAUAGACAAAAGUUUGUUUAACAAACCCUCUCUAUCGCAAUGUUAUAUCUGUGGUUUUGAGCUAGCCAGAUUGUAGUCCAAAAACCCGGAAAUAAAUUACUUAUGGUUGGUUCAGUCAUACAUAUGGGAAAACAAUCGGGUUUUGGGAUAAACCAUGGCGGAGUUAGUGCCUACAAAAACUAUACUAUUUUUCUCUAUGGCAUUGUAGAAAACGUAAUCGUGGACAAAGUUUUCACAUGAUACUGCCUUUGCAACUACACAAAUGUCCUGCAGUGCUUUACCUUGACACACCUGUGAAACAACCCACCCCUACUUAAGUUUCACUUUACGACCGAGUUUGACAAACACUAGGACAAGUUAACUUAUUUACACUAUUAAAACAUCAUAUUUGAAUCUCAUGGAACAGCAGGAGCCUAGACAUCAGAUAUGUGUUGCGGGGAUGUUCUGAAACUUAGCCUGGGCAUUGGUGCUGCAGCUGUUCUAUUCCCUCUACUCGUAUGGGGUGGUUAUGCCCUCUUUCCCUUUGAUGCCCCGCCACUGGACAGCGCCCCUCUCAGGCUGGUGUACACACUACGCUGCUCCUUCUUUGCUGUCAUACCCAUCAUUCUAGGUGUGCUGGUGCAGGGGGUGGCGCGGCUGCACUACGGCGCCGUAAUGCCCCUCUACGAGGGCAAGGUGGGGGAGGAGAGCCGGGAGAUGGCGGUGCACCGGCACUAUGUGGUUGACUCGCUCUCCAUCUUCCUGCUCUACUUCCUGCAACUGGCCAUUAUGGCCACCUACAUUAGCCAGGACCUGCUCAAGAUUGUGCCCCUGCUCACCAUCGUCUUUGCCUUCGGCAGGCUGAUCUACUGGGUGUGUGUGUCCCUAGGCAGCAGUGUGAGGGGGUUGGGCUUCGGCCUCUCCUUCCUGCCCAUACUGGUCAUGCUGGGUGCCAACCUCUACUUUGUGUGCUCGUCACUCAGUGAAGGGGCUGUCUUUGAUGUGGCCCCUCCCACCACCGCCCCACCUCCCCGGCAGAGUUGGUGGGGCUAAGGAGGAAGAGUAGAUAUCCUGAAGCCUAGAUGGACCCCCAGUCCCUAGACACUUGUGUAGAUCUGAAAGAUGUAAGGAUAAAUGACAUGGGAAUAUGUCCACUUUGCUUUCUGAUAGACCAGGGCCAUGCUCAGUAGGCAAACAUUGUGCAACCUUGCAGAUAGAAAUGUAUUCCUUACUCUAUUAUGUCAGAGAUGCAAGUGUGUUCACAAUAUAACACACAUUCCCCAAUGUUUUGCCCUACUGAGGUUUGUUUGAAAUGUUGUUGGUACCCAUUCAGCUCUACACAACUGUCAUGGUGUUGAUUUGGAAGGAGUAAGGGGGGAAGAAUCAAUCAAGUUCAUCAGCUUGGAUUUCAUCUGAAACAUUGGAUUGCAUUUGCAGUGGUUGAUGGUGAAAUACAAUGACUUGAGGCUAGCAACCCCAUAGAAGUUGCUUGUAAUUGCAGGAUUGUGUGCCAUACGCCCUAUGGGACUCCCAAUCACGGGGUCUUCAAGUUAUUGAAAUUUAUGAAGACUUGAGUGCAACUUUGCUGAAGUAUAAACGUAGUGCAGAGUUGACUUUUAAGAAGAAAAAAAAAUGCGGUGUCAAACAGGCUGGAAGCCCGUAACAACGAGGGAGACAAGGAAUAACAAAAUACAAUAGUGUGAGUGGUUGCAUGCAUAGAUAUGACAAUGAGGGGUGUUGAAUGGUGCCAAAGCAAACAAACAAAAUGGCCACAACCAAAAUCAGUGUCUGCAUGGAGAGGCUCAAUGGGGAAGAUGUGUAUUUAUCCUGGGCCCAGGUGUGUCCCAUUUCGCUGACAACCCUCCCGUGUCUCCCACCGACAUCCUAAUAAGGAAAACGAGAAAGAAUACAGCAGACAGUGGGGUUGUCACAGCAGCUAUAAUUGUUUCAACUACAAUGAUUACAUUUCAUUUCCAAAUUUGUUACAGCAUUUAAUACUCCCAAUGGAUGGGAAUGAAGUAUAAUUUAAUGCCUACACGCAAUGUGCCUUAUGUCUGUACAGUACCAUAAAAGCAAUGAACAAAUCAGUACAUUGUUUGUAAAAUUACAGCCAGCUGAUAUAAUUGUUGUAUUCCUUUUGGACAUUGUCGUUCAAUAUGGUUGGCACUGUCUUAAUGGAAUGAUAUUUCUCAUAAAGCACCUAGUAUUCCCGAGUUGUGUCAUGACAUCAUGAAGCCAAGGGAUGAGAUGGGGAUUGACAGCCAGCUCAAAAGAAGACAAGAUCACUUUUUCACUCAAUUUGUCUAUUUAAUAUAUAAAAUACGGUAAAACAUACGCAAAAAGGAUAAGGUUAAGGGACUUGGAUACUUUGGUACAACAAACACUUUUGUAAAAGCGGUAUAGAAUUUUAAUAACAUCAGUGCAUACAUUGUAUAUGAAAAUAUACACAAAAUGUAUAUCGUUCUCAAAAAACAAAAAUAACCUUUACAACGAAAACCCAAAGCAGACUAACCGAGCACAAUAUAUUAGCUAUCAUUUGUUUUUCUUAUGCUACAUUUUUCAUGAGGUUCUCUUACUCAUUUGUGAUGCAUUGUGAUUUCUUUUUUAAUGCAUGUAACAUUUGUUUUGUAUAAUCCCACGCAUUUACAUUUUCGAAUUGGGUUAAUUGCUCAUUUCAGUUUCACCCCCCCCCCACAUAAAUAAAUGUUCAUAUCUUAAUCAAUAUUGCAGCAUUUAACUGGUAUUUUCCUUCAUUGCAUUUGCUAUGUCACAAUAACUGAUCGUGCAAUUCUAGCAAGUUUCAAGAAAGGAAGCCAGUUACACAUAUCAUGUAUAUAAGGUCGAUUAAAUAAAAGGUUGAAUAUCCUACACAAAAUACCAGAAAAAUAUAAGCUCCAUAAUAAUAGAAUAUUAAUAAAAGACAAUGGAGCUGUCACCAGCACAAAUAAACACUUGAAAAAUAGUAAGAUCUAGAAAACGUUUCACACAAGAAAAAAAAAGGGUGCAGGUUUUUCAUUUAACAUUAUAGAUUGUCUUCAGACUACAUUGCUAGAUUGGACAGAAAACCUUUUGUACAUGAGUGGCCUGCAAGUGUCAGGGUGUUAAAACCAAAUCAGUGUGGUGUCAAAUGUCUCAAACCAGAGGGACCGCUCCCUCAGACUGAGGUGGGCGUGACUACACAAAAGUUCAGAUAGAAAUGUAGAGUGUAGAA
Messenger RNA from Oncorhynchus kisutch (coho salmon), 3193 nucleotides. RefSeq names its product transmembrane protein 79a (gene tmem79a). The transcript has 4 exons. The record is from RefSeq and is a predicted model, not a curated record. Gene Ontology annotation, biological process: regulated exocytosis. Gene Ontology annotation, cellular component: lysosomal membrane; trans-Golgi network membrane. Bases 430 to 1035 code for a protein of 201 amino acids. Lineage: Eukaryota; Metazoa; Chordata; Actinopteri; Salmoniformes; Salmonidae.